AUUGAUUAGCAAGGCUGAGGGCUGAGUGAAAAAAGUUUCCUGCUAGGAACAACAAGUCCGGCCUUCUACGAGCGAUCAAUUCACUUCCCCCGGACGAAAUUCGCACGGCCCGGGCUCGAACCGCUUCCUUCCGAGCGACAACUUGAAUGCGAGACCCUUCGGAGGCGGCGGGGGAGCGACUUUUGGGCGGCCAGAGCAGAAAAAGCGGCCCCAUCAUGUGCGGCGGAUUCACUUGUUCUAGAAAUGCCCUCACGGCCUUGAAUGUUAUUUACAUAGUCGUGGCCUUCGUGCUGAUCAGCGUCGCCGUCUAUGGAAGGGCCUCGUCCUUGGUCACCGACCUGCCAAUCGUCGGCGGCAUUUUGGCAUGCGGAAUCAUCCUGUUCAUUGUGUCAAUUGUGGGUCUCGUCGGAGCUCUGAAACACCACCAAGUCAUGCUUUUCUUCUACAUGCUUAUUCUGUUCAUGCUCUUCAUUGUCCAGUUUGCCGUCGCCUGUGCCUGCUUGGCUGUCAACACCGACCAGCAGAAGCAACUGGCUGAAACGGGUUGGACAACUGUGCCUAAUUCUGUGAAGUCCGACGUCCAAUCGACUUUCACCUGCUGCGGAUUCUAUUCUGACCAGGGCACCACAAGUGCCACAAACGGCAGUCUUGGACACCCAGCCUGCAAUGUCAAAAACAACAAGUGCUGUGUGAACGACAAGUGCGAUUGUCAGCCCUGUUUCGACAAAGUCGAGGCCAACAUAAACAAGGCAUUUAAAACUUGCGGAACGAUCGGGCUUGUUUUCAGUUUCACCGAGUUCUUGGGUGUAUGGCUAACUGUCCGCUAUAGGAACCAAAAAGACCCUCGUGCCAUCUCAAGCGCUUUCCUAUAGUAGGAGAGGCGUGGGAGUACUUGGAGUUGGUGGCCAUAUUCGUGGCAUGGAGAUACCGGAACCAGAGCAGAGGCCGACUACUUGAGACUGCAAGCACUCCCAUCUUCUCCCCAUACAGGCUGCACAGAGACUACGUAAUGUGACACACACGCUGAUCUCGCCUUGAUUUUGUUUCUCGUUUUAUCAGCAAAAUAUUCGACAAAGACUUAUUUUGACAUGAGCUACUUAACCAGUGCUAAGUAGACUGCGUGGGGCGUUACACGGAUAGUUUGUAGCAAGAUCAUGUGAUAAUAUCAUGUAAUUCUUUCAUUUGUGAUGAUGGCAAACAAUUAUUGUUGUAACAAGACCAUUCGAGCGGCUUCUAAUUUUACGCUUUUCGAUUCGAUCGACUUCUUCUUUAACUGGUAUAAAUAUAACAAGGAAAAUCAAAAGAAAAACUUUUCUUAAAAUUUGCUACUUUCAAGGUGCCAGAAAAAAAUAUUAUUUUAAACUCAAAACUCAGGUGCUUGUUUUGCUCUACUUUCAAAAUUGCCAUCUAUGCAUUUUGAUCAGUUGUAAUUAUUUAUUCCUAUUGGGAUUUU
This is a messenger RNA of Neocloeon triangulifer, 1453 nucleotides long. It is a transcript of the gene Tsp97E, whose product is annotated as tetraspanin-13. Gene Ontology annotation, cellular component: membrane. The transcript has 7 exons. Bases 147 to 872 code for a protein of 241 amino acids. The record is from RefSeq and is a predicted model, not a curated record. Lineage: Eukaryota; Metazoa; Arthropoda; Insecta; Ephemeroptera; Baetidae.